Molecule: messenger RNA, 3739 nt
Organism: Pocillopora verrucosa
Lineage: Eukaryota; Metazoa; Cnidaria; Anthozoa; Scleractinia; Pocilloporidae
Product: alpha-adducin
Cellular component (GO): cytoskeleton; plasma membrane; postsynaptic density
Molecular function (GO): actin filament binding
Source: RefSeq, a predicted model, not a curated record
CUAUUCCUGAGUUUUCUGCGCGUGGUUUGGGCGUUUCACGAAGGUGUGAUCGCCAUUUAGAAAACAUUUCUUUCUCGGUUUGGCCUCACAACCUAAGCCGAAGUGGCCAACAUGUCGACAGGGAAGGCUAACAAACCGCUAAUGGAUGGUAAAGCGAGGAGAUUUAGCGCCCCUUCGAGAGGGAGAGCAGUGCGAAGGCCUGAAGAUGUCGUUCGCGACGUUCGUGGUCUCAAGCUUCGACAGCGUGUUUCUCUUGUUCUGAAUGACAAGGUUCUUCGCGAUGAACUGGAAGAUCUUGUUCAAAACUACGUUCAGAAUGGUCCCAAAAGUGGCGGAGAAGGCGUCCGCACCUAUCAAGAUUUUUUGAUUCCCUCCAGCACGUACUAUGGAGGAGGCAUGUCUGCUGUAGUCACUCCAAUAGCAGACAUAAGAGGUUCCGAUACUUUGAAUUAUUCCAAACAGGAGAGGUUAUUACGUUGCAAACUGGCCGCUACAUACCGCUUAGUCGAUCUUUUUGGAUGGAACAGUGGUUUGUAUAGCUUCAUAACGAUUCGCCCCUCGGCGGACCAAGAGAGUUUCCUGAUCCAUCCAUUUGGACUCAUGUACAGUGAAGUGACUGCGUCCAGUCUGGUUAAAGUCAAUCCGGAUGGAAGUGUGGUUGAUCAAGGCAGCACCAAUCUCGGUGUGAAUAAAGCUGGUAUGUUGUUGCAUUCUGCCCUCCAUGGUGCCAGAAAAGAUGCCAGGGCGAUUAUACAUCUUCACCAAGCGGACGUUGUAGCCGUAUCAGCAAUGAAGUGUGGACUUCUGCCCAUUUCCAUAGAAGCUCUAAUAUUGGGUGAAGUAGCUUACCAUGAUUUUAGAGGGAUUUUUUCAAAUGAAGAAGAAAAGGAGUCAAUAGCAAAGGACAUUGGUGAAGAAAGCAAGGUAAUGGUACUCAGAAACCAUGGUAUUGUCAUUUGUGGAGAGACCAUUGAAGAAGCAUUUUACCUGGCACAUAAUGCUGUGAAGGCUUGCAUCAACCAGAUAAAAGCUGUUGGUGUUGGAAUUGAUAACCUCAUCAAAUGUGAAGAUUUUGCCCAAGAGCAAGUGGUUGAGACGGCCCAAGAAGGAGGAGGUGGUGUUAACUCUGGUGACAUAAAGUGGAAGCGAGGAGAAAUGGAGUUUGAAGCAAUGAUGCGUUUACUGGACUCAAUGGGUUACAAGACAGGCUAUGUGUAUAGAAAUCCUGAAGUGUUCCAUGGUGAGAAACCUGCAGAAAGAGAGGUGACCACUCCAUCUACUGUGUCAUCCACACGAGCAAAGAUGUACUAUACACCCGAGAUUGAACGAGGACAAAUUAAAAGAUCCCAUUCUACAGGGCGUGCAAACACUUACAGAAACCGUGUCAAAUGGCUGAACACCCCAGUGAAGUCUACAGAGUACAAGAAGGACAAGGAGAAAGUUGAGUUGGAGAGUGACGAGCCCGUGACAAUUAAGGAUCUUUUACCAGAAAGAGUUGACAAGGACUUGGAGCAGGCCCCUGAGAACAAUGAAGUGACAGUAAAAACAUCAAAAGUUGUGAUCACAGAGUCAGUGCCUCAUGAGAAGGGAAUCAAUGGUGAUGAGACAAAGGAAAUCAGACAAGAGUACACACACAAGACAGUCGUAAUCACAACAGAAGUGAAUGGUGAAGCAGGUGAUGAUAAGAGUUCUGAGGUUGGAGAUGAGGAUGGUCCAGAUGGUGACUUGUUGGUUCCAGGUGCUGAUUCACCAGAGCCCGAGAGCCCAGCAAAAAAGAAGGGAACAAAGGUGAAGAAGAAGAAGAGCUUUAAAGAUGCUUUGGUGAAAAAGUUCAGCAAGAAGGGUGAACGGCCAGCAAAGUAUGAAAAGGGUGAUGCAGAGAAAGUGGAAUAGUGUGCAGUGAUUCAAGAUUUACAACAGGCCAAGUUUUAUUUGCAAUUGACGUAAUGUUGGAAUUCCUUUAAAAUAGGAAAUUUCAAGAACAAAUAAAUCAGUUUGUUGUCAAAUGUAUAAAGUUAAACAAAAUCUUCGAGUGGGGAUUGUAACCCCUGAAGUGAGAUCAGAAAUUAAGAAGCCCAGCUUUAUUGUUGAUAUAGGCCUACAAAGAGAGUAAGUCUAAAUAUCUUAUGUGGAAUGCAGGAUGAUGAAGAAAUUAGUUUUAUUUUCUUUUUAAGACAGUGAUAAACAUUUUUGAACAUACAAACCAUGGUAUCCAAUAGUUAUAAUAAUUUUUACAUUUAAACUGUGUGAACAAAGCUUCCCCUCAAAUGUGUUUGGUCAGCUCAAAUGAAUUUUUUCUUUGUCCAAUAUUUUAUUUGUGGGCAUAGAAUAUUACCUUAGAGUUUUUGACAUUGUUUAACUCAAUUUUUUUUUUUAGACAUAGGUUUAUUUUAUUCAUGUAUGGUUUUAAUUAUUUGAUUUUACACUAGUAGACCAAACUUUAGUUCCUUUUUUCUCAAGAAUUCAAAUCAAAAUGUUCACGUUUGUCUUCAUCAGAUUGAAUGUUAAAAUGAAGUGAUGUUGAUAAAGGGAAUUCACAGUGUUAUGCUAAGUUUUCUAACCUAGUACUGUUAGAGAUGUGGAAAAAUUACUCUUUGCAAGAUUAACUAAAACUGACAUAAUUUCAUUAUGGAACUAAAGGGGAUCCCUGCAUACAACAUACAAGGUUGCAGAAUUUUUGACUUUUUUGUUUUCUUAAGGAUGAAACAGUCUGUUACUGACAUGGAUUUUAGGAUUUUGGUGUGCUUAGCAAAACUUCCAGUUGCAAAAUGUACAUGUGAUUUGUGACCAUCAAACGUCACAGGAAAAUAGAUUGGAAAUUAAGAAAAAUUGUUUAGUGAUCCUAGGCUUACCACUCAGGUUCUUGUAAAUUACUUUUUGAUCAGCCUUAUCUUUGGUUCAUUUUUAUAGUUUGAUUUUGUUUGUUUUGUUUUGUUGGUAAGUGACCCAACAGUAUUGAUAUGCUAUUUAGGCUAGACAUUUUUUUCCAAGAAACACUUUUCAGUGGUUCUCUUUUGUGAAAUAAUGAUUAUUGUGAACUUGCACCUUUCACCUUGAGUCUGGGUGAGAGUAUUUCUGACAUCUUUUGAUUGUGAUAAACUCUGGAGCCAUAUGGUACUCUAGAAGGAUUAUGCUUUGGUGGACCACUGUUGUCCACUACAUAGAGUAGAAAAUGGCAUAUUUUCAACCUUGAGUGGUAACUGAAUUCUGAUAGCUUAGCUUUGUUUCCUCCAUCUCUCUCUCUUUGUAGUAUUCAAUACCAUUACAUCAUAGGCUCUCUUUAGACACCAAAGUCUGCAUUCUGUCUCCAGGUUUGGUUCCAUCAAAAGCAUUUGGGAGGCUGAGGCAAUGUUGCUUCUUUUAGUGGUAAAUAUUUUGUCAACAGAAUUAUCAAAUGCAUUGUGUGUUCCGAUGGCAAAUCAGUCCUGGGUUAAAGUAAGAGACUUUAUCUUCAAUUUUUAAAUUUAAUGUUAAGUCACCCAAUGUUGGUUCAGUAGCUACUCCUUAAGGAGUAAUUUGAAAUGUCUAAUGAAAUCUUGCAUCAGGGAAGUAGUACAAGGGUCGUCUUACUGCAUAGUUCUAUUUACUAAUUUAUCAUUUGCCCAAAGUCAGCACACUAGCUCUUAACUGCAAGUUUUAGGGUAGGAUUUAUCUUUAAUGUUGUUAUGGAGACUAGAAAAAAAGAAUUUAAAUGAUGUAAUGGUUUUACGUGAUGAAUAAAGAGCAUUAUAAAGGCCAA